UUUUUUAAUAGAUUCCCAAACAAUAUUAAAAUAGUUAUAUAUAUAUAAGUAGAAAAUUGGUGUCAACUUUAUGGUGUAACUUGGAAUAAUGUAUGGCAUCAUUUAAAGUAGUAAAUUAGUGAAAUAAAUGCAAUAAAAUAAGAGGAAAAAAAUGAUGAUAUUUUUAUUUUUAAUAUUAAAACUGUUCUUGAUUGAGAGACGGUGAGGCAAAGAAGAUGAGAGAUGGAAGAGUAUUGAGUUGAAUUAAGGGGUGUGAUUUGGGUAAUUAAGAAAACCAAUCAUUCACUAAGCUAAGUUUGAGUAGUUAAUUUGUAUUUAUUAUUAUUAUUAUUAUUAUUUUUUAUGUAAAUCUAAAUCCAUUGGAUUUAGCAAAUUAAAGAAACGGAAUUGGGGAAUUGAAAUUCAGAGAUUGGAUGAAUGGAUCAUUGGUUAGUGGGUUUUUGUUAUUUUUCACUUUCUUUCUAUCUCUCUCUCUCUCUCUCUCUCUCUGUGUGUUAGUGGUUGGUUUGCUUUGAAAUGGACCAACGGCGCUCCUCCUAUCUAAUGGGGUUACUCUAUCUGUAUCCACCACCUGCGAUUUCUUCUUCCUCUUCCUCUUCCUCUUCCUCUUCUUGAACUCGUGUAUUUUGAUUUUGGUGAUUUGACUGUUGGAAAAUGGCACCACAAACUGGGUAUUUGAAAGAACAUGAAGGGAUUGUUCCAAACUCCCUUGGGCAGUUAUCAUCUUCCCCUACUCGUCUGUGGAGUGCUGCCUUUGGACUAGGUUCCCACUCAAUUUUUGGGGAUUUUGGUCAGGUGAAGGAACAACUUGACAGUAAUGGGAAGGAAUUUGCUGCCACUAAACAAGCUGCUCAUGGUUUGGAGAAACUGAACACUGCUCCAUUUUCCAUCUAUCCAGGUGACACUAAGAAUUCUGUGGAUGCACAAAAACCUUCACCAGUUUUUUCCCUGCAAUCACCUCUGUCAGAAUAUCACAACCGUUUCGAGCUCGGAUUCGGCCAGCCCCUGAUAUGUGAAAAUUAUCCUUACAUGGAACAGCAUUAUGGCAUCCUCUCAGCUUAUGGACCUCAAAUACCAGGUCGGGUUAUGCUGCCAAUGAGAUUAACAACGGAUGAUGAACCAAUUUAUGUGAAUGCAAAGCAAUAUCAUGGAAUCAUUAGGCGCAGGCAGAUCCGUGCCAAGGCAAUGAUGAAGAAUCGACCUGCAAGAACUCGAAAGCCAUAUAUACAUGAAUCACGUCAUCUCCAUGCAAUGCGCCGUCCACGGGGAUCCGGUGGCCGUUUCCUGAACAUGAAGAAUCAGCCAAAUGAGAAGAGUUCUAUGGUACCAAAGAAAGUUGAUGAUGUCAAUCUUUCUGAUUUAACUGGUUCUCAAUGUUCUGAGGUUCUGCAAUCAGAAAGUGGAACCUUGAACUCCCAAAAUGAAGCCAAGGAGGGGAGGGGCUUUAAUCUCUUGAGUUCUGAGGUAUCGAGCAUGUUCUCGAGGGGACUGCAACGUUUUCAAAUCAACCAUAUUGGACCAUCAAUGCAGUCACUGGCAGAGAUCAUUGAUGGAGGAGGGCAUGGCAUGGUUCUCCCCAAAUGGGUUGCAGCAGCUGACAACUGCUGUGACCUUUGUUUUUGACCGGUAAGGCAAUGGGUUCUUGGUGCAAGUCACUGCACCAAGACCCUGUCUUUGUUGCGACCAAAUCCAGCUUGCUUCAAUGUCGUCGUUGAUGGCAAUUGUUUCAGGCUUCGCGAAGAGGAUAGUCCCCGCGUUUGGUUGCAAUGGCAAGUCAUUUUUGGCUCUAAUCAUUAGCUCUUUAUGAUGAUUCUUAUCUCUCUGUUCUGCAUCUCAUAAUGAGAGGUAGCUGAGAGAAGCAAAAGAUUCAUCCAAACAGAUAUCCAGUAUGAAGUUAUUGCAGUAAACAAAAGGGUUUGUUUGAAGAAUAAGAGAAUCAAAAGUAUGAAUUCUGCACUCUGUAUGUGACCCUCAAUGUAGAAUAAGAAGAAUGUCUAUGAAGUCUAGUGUUUGGUUGUUUAAAUUCAGAAAGUCAUAAGCAAUUUGUGCUGAACAAAGAUGCUUGGCUUGUGGGUUUGUAUAAAGAUAACUGUGAUGUUUGCUUUUGGUUUAUGUAAUAAACUACAUUAUCUUUGUAACAUAAUCCAUGCUUUUUUUAUCCC
This is a messenger RNA of Cucurbita pepo subsp. pepo (vegetable marrow), 2162 nucleotides long. The record is from RefSeq and is a predicted model, not a curated record. NCBI's taxonomy places the organism in Eukaryota, Viridiplantae, Streptophyta, Magnoliopsida, Cucurbitales, Cucurbitaceae.